AUGAGUUCUGAAAUCCUGGAGUUCCUGGAGCUGAGGAACUCUCGAUUAGAGGAACUUUUGUAUCUUAGCAAAGAUCCGCUUCUUACGAAUGUAUGUGGCCAACUAGAUGGUACAAGAAGUGUGGGCCAAGUUGAGGGUAGACAAAAGGGACAUAACUACGGUUUCAGCUCAAUUCCAGGGAUUGAAAAUGAGAAAGAGUUUGCUGAGUCGGUAUUGAAGUCAGUUAGGAUACAAUUGAAUCCUAUUGUGGAAAAUGCUUCGCAUAAAAGGAGCCUUGAUAGUAAUGAAAAGGAUAUUCAAAAAAAGAAAAUGGCCAAGAUAUCGGGGCCUGCUGGCGGACCUUUUAUGCCUUCAAGUAAUAAUGAUGAACGAAAGCUGAUUUUAUCUCUCAAGACGCAGAAAGAAUACGAUGAUGAAGAAAACAAUAAAUUCUUGGAACGCAGUAUCUCUGAUUUAGAAAUACUCUCAGUUCCUGAUCAUUAUCCAACAAAACCUCAUAAUGUUUCUCCUUUAGCAGAGCUAUAUUAUUUAACUCAGACACUUCCAUUGGUAAGAUUGUUACCAGGAAGUCAUAAGGCUCUCUUGACUGAAAAUUUUGAGCUGGCCCUCUUAGAAGGGAAAAUUGCAGUUUUGUAUUCUCGUAUCGAAGAAUUAAAGAGGCAAGGAAAAUGGUCGCUAAGGCAACCAAAGAAGUACAAUGAUCCGUUCUUACGAAAUGAUGAGAAACCGGCGAAGCAUCAUUGGAGUACUCUUCUACAGGAAGGCAAAUGGAUGGCAGUAGACUUCAAAGAAACCCGUAAAUACAAGUUGGCAUGUUGUUUUGAAAUAUCAAAUACAAUUACGGCAUAUUGGAAUCAUGAUUCUUCUGUAUGUGUGAAACGCAAACCCAUAGUUUACCUUGACGAAGAGAGAAUAGCUAAAGAAAAUCAAUCGUUUUAUGACAAAUCGGAACAAGAUAGUGAUCCAAAGGAGGAAACAGGACAAGAGCUUGAAGAACAGCUUGAUAUUCCGCAAGUAGAGGAGGCUCGCGAUGAACAAAAUGACGAUAUAGAGGAAGGUAAAGCUACGGAGGAGAACCUGAAUAUAUCUGAAAAUGCUGAAAGUAAGGAAGAAGGAAUUCAAAUUUUUAAGGAUGCUAACACUGAUUUCUCAGAUCCUGUUACAAUUGAUGUCGAAGUCCUUUUAGCGGGAAAUAAAGCAUCUGAGGAAAACGCGGAGUCAUCUAAGGAAGAAGCUGCCAUAUUAGAAAUAAGUCGCAGUGCUUGGCCGCUUAAUUUAAAUUCCAACUUAGACAGCAUGAAAAAAAUUGACCAGUCAAUUAUCAAGAAUUUGCCCAAGUACAGUGCAUUUGACGAUGCUUCAAAGCAUAUGUCUGCACCAAUAUUGCACCCUACAGAAUCUCCUUUAGCUGCAGUCUCUCGUCUACUUUAUCCCUUUGAAGAUGAAAAUUGGUACAAAAUAGUUCUUCAGGAUUCAAUUGAUUUCAAGAAGUCAAGCAAAUCAGACGGUCCCCCAGAUUAUCAAAAGGGACUUUUCGGAACACUGUCCCAACGUCGCUUUAACUACUUGAAGCCACCGAAACCACCAUUGAUUAAAAAUAUUGAAUAUAGAUCCCCUACUAUUUGGUUACCGCAAGAUGAUAGAUAUUUGAUUCACUCUGUUGCAGAGUUUUGCUUCAAUUGGGAUCUAAUAUCUGAACACUUACUGUCUUCAGCAUCCACCUUAAAAAGAUACGAAUCGAAUAUUGAAAGGAGGACUCCUUGGCAAUGUUUUGAGAGAUAUAUCCAAUUGAACGAGAAGUUUCAAUUCUCUGACAUGAAAGGAAUAUAUGCAUAUCAAGCUCAGCAGUGGUUAGAAAGAGCACAUAGGGCUCAACUGACUACCAAAAGGCGUAUUUCGCCUCUUGGUGUCGGUAAUGAAUCUAUUCAGAGGGGUCAUAGACGCUUAAGGUGGGCAUCCAUGUUUGAUGCCAUAAGAAAAUGCAUGAAAAAGCGAGAAAUUACGCACGCUAAACUUGCCCAAAGAAAUUCCACUCCAGUAACAAAUUCAAGUCAAAGUGUGAGCGGAACAGCGUCCAGUUCUAAUAACGUUGCUUCUGAGACACCCUCGGCACUCAGUACAUCAAAAAGACCAAGUGAUAGAAUUCCUACACCUGCAGAGUUAUCAAAGUUGAAAUUUGAAAGAGACAAAUCAAUACAAGAGGCCUAUUUAAAUCAACAAGCAACGAGGUCAAGAAUGAUGGCAGCGGUGGCCCAACAACAGAAACAGCAACAAACCCAAUCAUCAGGAAAUAGACAGAUUUCAAAUCCCUCCUCACAGGGAUCAUCUUCCAAUGGUGUGGCACCUCUCCAGGGUGCAAAUGCUAAGAGUAUUCCAAGCAGUGCUAAUUCCAACGCCAAGACACCUACUAUUUCAAAUAACUACCCACAGCAACAACAAAGCCAAGUUUCUGGAUUUAAGAGACCCACGACUCCUAAUGGUACUCCUUAUACUGCUGAACAAAUCCAGCAAUUGUUACAAUUUCAAAAACAAAGGAGGUUAAUGCAACAACAAAAUCUGCAAAACAAACAAGGUACUCCUCCUGCGCUGGUGAAUCCUACUCAGUCUCAGGCAACGACUAUUAAUAAAAGCUUGUUGAACCUGCAUAGCUCCGGACCUCAGCAAACUCAGCUACCACAUCAAGGAUCGACGCUCCAGCAGGUUCCUUCGCAAGCUGGGUCGAGUUCCACAACGAAUUCAAGAAUUCAUUUUGCACCCGCUCAAGUUUCGGCCAUCAUUAACUCUAUCCAAACGAAGAAUCCAGAACUUAGUAAGGAGCAGGUUACUAAGCUUGCAGCUACUUAUUUGGCUAAUAUUCAGCAACAGCAGCAGAGUAGACUCCAGCAACAGCGGCAACUGCAGCAAAGACAGCUGCAACAGCUGUCACAGGGGCCCAAUAAGAUUGGUUCCUCUCAACAACGAAUGGGGCUGUCUUCCACUCAAAAACAACCGCAAAUUGCCACGUUGACUCCACAAGAAAGAAAUCAACUACAAAUGUUGAAGGCCGCAAAAAAUGCUCAACAGCAACAGCUACAGCAGCAAUUACAACAACAGCAACAAAAGCAGCAACUGCAAUUGCUGCAACCACAGCUGCAUCAAAUACCACAGCUGCAAAUUCUGCUGGACCAGUUAUCGUCGCCCUUAGAUGGUAUGUCCAAAUUUGAGUACGAACAACGGAAAAAACUUCUUAUUCAAAAACAUCAACAACUGCAAAGGCUUGCUAAUUCUAACAUAGCUGCAUUGGGUGGGCAAGGGUCUCCAAUGUCAUCUGCAGCAUCUUCUGCAUCUACUCCAACAGGCACUCCCAACUUUUCUAGCGCAAACUUAACAAACCCCGAUGCACAAUAA
Messenger RNA from Priceomyces carsonii, 3387 nucleotides. RefSeq names its product Vid21p (gene VID21). Gene Ontology annotation, biological process: DNA repair. Bases 1 to 3387 code for a protein of 1128 amino acids. The transcript has a single exon. Gene Ontology annotation, molecular function: chromatin binding. Gene Ontology annotation, cellular component: NuA4 histone acetyltransferase complex. The record is from RefSeq and is a predicted model, not a curated record. Lineage: Eukaryota; Fungi; Ascomycota; Pichiomycetes; Serinales; Debaryomycetaceae.